Molecule: messenger RNA, 5042 nt
Organism: Biomphalaria glabrata
Lineage: Eukaryota; Metazoa; Mollusca; Gastropoda; Planorbidae
Product: pre-mRNA splicing regulator USH1G-like
Exons: 6
Coding region: 505-1941 (478 amino acids)
Molecular function (GO): protein binding
Source: RefSeq, a predicted model, not a curated record
UAAGACUAAAAUAACUUGGACUUAGAUCCUGCAUCAUUAAAUGACAGAUGUGCAUUAUGAAAUAUUAACAAGCCUGACCCCCACGCCGAGCUAACCCCACCGCCUCUACUCCACAAGGUUAUCUUACAGUUUUUUUUUUUACCUGCGGAUUGGCCUAUUUUUUUCUUCUUCUUCAGAUAAUCGAUCAGACCAACUGGCUACUGGCAGUAAUGAUUAAGUCCCCUGUCUAUUGUUUUUUUUUGUGUGUCUUGUGGCGGUGUGUUUAAUACUUAGAUUCUAGGUCUAGCUGGGACCUUGUUUAGGAUUUAAUGUCUACUUUUUCAAAUACUAAACCUAGAAGAUGCUGACAUCAAGUCCACAGACCUUCACGAGUGUAUGCUAGCCAAGAGAUCAAUACAGAGAUGGGAAAUCGAUAGCCGAUAGAGAAUACACAGAAAUCAAUCAGACUUCCAUAAGUUCAUGAUUGCGCUGGAUUAAAAAAAAAAGUCCAGCCGUACGUCGAAGAUGGUUGAAAGAUUUAUUAAUGCAGCCAAAGAUGGCUACGUCGACCUGCUAAGGGAAGCCACUCGGAAAGAUUUGAACACAGCAGACGAGGAUGGUAUGACGGCGACAUUAUGGGCUGCCGCCAAUGGAAAUUUGGAAGCCUUGAGACUGAUCGUUGGGAGAGAGGGCGAUGUCGAUAAAUCUGAUUACAUGGGCUACACCGCCUUGCAUCACGCCGUCAGCCGUGGCCACAUGGGCGUGGUCAGUUAUUUGGUCAACUGGGGGUGCAAUAUCUAUGCUCUUGACAAUGACCUGCACUCGGCGCUGGACAUCGCUUCAAUGCACAACAGACAAGAGAUAGUUAGAUUUCUAGACAUUGAACUUGCUCGGAGACAGAGUAAAAACCCAAGACAGGUGGCCAAGCUGAAAGAGGAAGCAAUGCGAACAGCUGAAAGCAACAUAAAAAAGUAUGAGAAGAGGCAGGAAGACGCCGCAAAAAGAGCCGAAAAGGAACAAAAGAAGCUUCAGAAGGAGAUUGAAGAAGGGGUCCACAGAGACAACCGACCCAGGAAAUCCAUUUUUGAAAGCCUUACAAUGCGAAUGAAAAAGAAUCCGGUUAACAACGUGCAUAAAAAUACCGGGACUCAACGAAAAUAUUCCGAGUUUUCCGGGACAUCCAGCCAGGGCAACAACCUCUUCGCCAGAAAGCUGCAUAACAAAAGGCUGGAGUCCAUGGGUAGCUACGCCGCAGACGUGGACACGAGGGGAAGGGCGAGAAAGCAGAGCCAAGGCAUUGUGGGAUUGACAUCUGAUGUGAUAUACGUCACUUCCAGUCAGAACACGGGAGGAGGGGAGAUAGUCAAUGGAAGAGCAAAUAGAAGACCAACACUAGACACAGAUAUGUUUACGAAUACCAAGAUAUCUAGAGCCAAGAGUGAAUCUGAUUUACUGGACGAGUUUGGAGAAGACAGCGGCCUUGGGGAAGAAGAAUACGGGCCUUUUAAUUUAGGCAAAAGAACAUUCCUGACCAAAAUGCCUUUCCUUCACCCAAUCCACUCGUUCGACGACUCCAUGGCAGGCGGCGCGCCAGACGACAUGGACGACAUUGUCCAAGGUCAAGUCCUCGGUCAAGGCUUUCUCGACGAGCGGAACGAGCUGACCUCCAAGCACCUGCCUUGGGACCAGGAUGACCUCGACAACCUGGACGACGACGACGACAAAGAAGAUGAAGACGAAAUGUCCACGGUCAACAUGUUCCUGUGGUCAUGUGGCGCGGCCAACUGGCUCAACAUCUUCGCCCAGGAGAAGAUCGACAUGGCGCUCCUGACCAAAAUGACCGACGAAGAAUUAAAAGACCUCGGCAUCCCGUUCGGGCCGAGGAAAAAACUCAGAGAGGCCAUCAACAGGCGGAACUUAACGCUGCAGUCGCCAUCUCGCAUGGUGGAUACAAACUUGUGAUUCACGUCUGCUAGUUUUCUUUUAAUGCCAACUACAGCCAGAGAAAGCCCAAGAACUCUGCCUUGUCGUACACGUGGGAAACUCUGUCGUCUAAGAGAUUUGGACGUAAUUUGUUUUGAACCUGUAGCAAACGACAAUAAGUAUUUCUGACAUUUACUGCUUUGAUUUCAUCACCAACUCGAGCCUUUAUUUGAGAUUUUCACGAUAAACUAACCAAUGUCAAGGACGCUCCAUUGAACUUAGAAAUAGACAACUAAAUAAAAGAUGCAAUUACAAGAGCUUAAAAAUUUGAUUCUCCAUUUCCAAAAUGUGUAGACAUAUAACAAUGUAACUUAAAAAAAAAACAUAGCUAACACUUCUGUAUUUUGUAUACCGGAUGACCUAAAAAAGCUUGCUAUUUUUAGAUUUUCUGGCAUGUUUGGUAAUCUCCAAUAAGAUAUUUGUCUUUUUAUAGAACUGUAGGCGACUAGUUUUCAAAGUGCUGAUUUCAUUAGUUAAAAGUGACAACCCUUUGAAUGAGCGAUGAUUGUAUCAAUCUUUUUCUUAAGAAGUUGGUUUUACUUUUUAAAUUUAUUUCCACUCCGUCUCUCCACCUUUCUCUCUAGUUCUCUUCCACUCUUUCUGUUUUUUAAAGCUGUCUUACUCUUUUUGAAAACUUUUUGGAAACAGCAAAGAGAGAAAACAAAACACAGCAUUCGUUUAAUGUCACGUGACUGUAGUGAUAUAAUUUUUUUAAAGCCACAAAAUUAAAUGUAACAAAUAAAACAUCCAGUGGCUUCAGAGAACUUUGUUUUUAAUACACACGAUUUUAACAAUGACUUGAAAUAUCCAACAGUUCUUGUAAUGAUCAUCAUAGGAUUAGAACGCCUAGUCCUAUAUUGAUUUUAUUUUUUUUAUUAUUAUUUAACUCGAAGUUAUUAGUGCUACAGAGGUCAGAGGUUAGGGAUAGAAGAGCAAUAGCAAAUCUCUUGUAGUUGUAGCAGUGCUUGAAUACUAGGAGGGAGGGGUAUGUACGGGUGUUCCUAACAUAAUUCUAAUAGCUCUGAUGCUUUUGUUUUUUAAUUGAAAAUUUCAUUGUAACAAUCAAAUUAUUGAGACUUUCAAUAGCAGUGUUUUUUAAGUUAGAAUCUAGAACGUCAACUAAAAAUAGUCUACAGAAACACUUCUAGCAUAGUAGUCAUUAACUAAGAAACAUACUUGUUACUGUUGACUUUUUAAAAACUAAAUCCACCUACCAUUAUAACCCUUGGGAAACCCAUGAUAGACAAGUGGAAGAGAGAGAGAGAGAGAGGUUGUCCGAUAGGAGACGUGACUUCAGGUAUUCAAACAGCUCAGAUCUGCUGUUAGUGGUCGUUCGAGUUUUGUGGUAGUAAUUACUUUUAAGUCUACAUGGGUUUACAAAAAAAAAAAUAAUCUCUUUUUAACUAGGUUUCAGAAACCUCAUUAGCAAGCUCAAAGAUUAUCUAACGUCAUGGCGUAACGCAGCCUUCGCAACAUCAUACAACACACGUCAUAUUGAAAAUAAAUAAAACACUGACAUAUAAACCAUUGAACACACACUGAUAAGACUAGUGUAAAGGUUAAACUUUUUGUUGACGUUGUCUUUCGACUUAGUCGUAAUAUUUAUUUCUUUAUGUUAAUUUCAAAGGUCAAAUCUGUGUAAUAAAAAAAAAUAGCUUCUAAUGGUGGAACAUUGCAUUAAAUAUCCAAGGGUUAGGUCCUUUGCACUGAACCGUACGACAAGAGUUGUGAAGAAAUGAUUGGAAGCUUUUCCAUUACUCCAUGACGGUCAAAUGGCCGUUCGUCGCUUUUAAACAGCUUUGUCUUGCUAUUUAAAUCCAUGGCCACUGUACGCCAAGUUGUACGUAUCUAAAUGGGUGUAUACACAUUAAGUAGAUUGUCAGUCACAUGAGUUGAGUCAAUAAUAAAGCAAUAACUGAAAGCAAAAUUUUUUUAAAAGCCUUUAAAACAAAAAAAGGGCUAAUUUUAAGGGAAGAACUCAGCACUUGCAAUUAAAGAACUCAAUAAUGUAGACGUUAUUUUCCUUUUUCGACAUCAAACAAAAUAAUUAAUUACAAUUAAAUAAUUGAUGAAAUGGUUUAUUUUUGAAUUGAUUAAUACUUCGUUGGGUACAAUAAAUAAUUGUUAGAAGUUUCAGCUUGGUCUGAGAAUGGCUGUGGGAGAGAUAACGUGUACAAUUAUGUAAGGGGACAAAACCCGACCUAUUUAAGCUUAUUUGUGAAUACUGAAGGAUUAGUUUUCCUUGUUGGUAUCAAACAAAAUAGUUAAUAACCAGUAAUUAAUUCACUAUUUUGAUGUAUUGAUUCAUGUACUGUCUUCGUCAAUGAACAAUUGUGCAAAGUUUCAACUUGAUCCGAGAAUGGGUGUGGAAGAAAUAACGUGAACGAACUUUUUACCAGACAGACAGACAGAAAGACAGACGGAAUGAGUUGAUGAAAGCUUUGUGAAAAUGUGGAAUAGCUAGAUACAACACGGGCGUAAUCAUCUUCUUUUUUAAAGUAACGUCUAUAUUUUAUAAGAUAAGAAGAUAAGAUAAAUCCCAUCCAAUGUGCAAGCUAUUAUGACACGAGGAAUCGCCCUAUUUUUAUUUUUUGUUUUGACAUGCAAGGAACCAUAUUCACUUUUAGUAAAUAGUCGGUACACAAUAAGAUCUUUCCUUAUUCACAAAUAUCCAUGCAAGCCAUGUUCAAGUAAGAGCUAUGUCAACUAUAUCAAGUAGAGAAAAUAGUAUAUUCGUUUAUUCAGUAAAAUAUUUUUUUAUUGUUUUUUUUUUCUGUAUUGAACCAUUGAAACUAUGCGAUUAUGGGGUAUGCAGUUAAACGGGUUACACUAUAUGUGCUUUUCAUCGUUUGCGACAUCAAAUUGCACGUAUACCUCAUUGCCUUGCUUACCAUGUCUAUAGACAGUAACACUGUCACUUUUGGGUUACAAUUUGUGAAGAAAGUUUUUGUUGUUUUUUUACUUGUUAUAUUGUGAUGUCAAUUUUUAAAGCUAUAAUAUUUCACAGUGUACAUUCCAAUAAAAACUGAUUCUAUUUACUUGUGUCAUAUGGAUUAAUAAAAUUCACCGUUUUAAGUAAA